AUGGCAGACACCGCCAUCGACCUCCCUUAUUUGUCUUCUCAUUUCUCCAUCCCGGAGACAACACUUUCUACCCUCACCCAAGCUCCAACCAUUGAGCUUGUUAAUCAAGUUUUGAAUUCGAUCGCAGCCAAGGCAAACGAGUUUGACAACCUCAAGUCCGAUAAACUUCGCCUUGAAGUAGAGCUCGAAAAUGCGGUUCGCAGUAACGAAUCAAAGACCAAGGUCUUGAAAAAAACGGUGGAAAAGGGACAUUCUGAAGUAGAAGAACUGAGGAAGAAGUUGCAUGAGUCAGAGAAUACGCGAUCCACCCUUGAAUCCGAGAUUUCAAACCUCAAAUCGUCAACGACCACCAACGAAACUGAAGUGAGCUCACUCAAAUCCCGCAUUACGUCCCUUGAGGCAUCGAAUCGAGAAACCCUUGCUCUACUUGAGUCAAAGUCUGCGGCUUAUGAUCAAUUGGCGGAAGAAUUAUCAACCCAGCACAAGAAGACUCUCGAGUUGCGCCGCGAACUGUCGACCGCUGAGCAGAACCUCCAAAAUGCAAACUCUGCUGCUGGUAGUGCACGUUUCCGGGAGCAGAGCCUUCAACAGGAGCUAGAUCUCACCAAGAAAAACAACGAAUGGUUCGACGCCGAGCUGAAGACCAAGAGCGCCGAGCAUAUCAAGUUCCGCAAGGAGAAGAGUGCACGGAUCGCUCAGCUACAACGUGAAAACGAAGAGGCAAACGCCACGAUUGAUUCUCUCCGGCGUAGCGAAAAUUCUCUCAAGAGUCGUCUGGACGAAACUGAACAGCGCUUCGAGGAGUCGAUUGCCGCCAACAGUCAGCUGAAGGAAGAUCUUAUCCAAGCUACCGAGUCCUUCCGCAUUGAACUCGAUAGUUCCAACAGACUAGCCGAGCUGCAGGGAUCUUCCGCCGAAACUGCAAAGCAACGUGUUCAGGAAUGUCAGCUCGAACUUCAAAAGGCGAAAGACCAUGCCGCCGAGGUGAUCUCACGCUUGCGUGUCGAAAUUGAAACCGAGAACUCUGACAAGCAGGCUGCCGAACGUCGCGUGGCCGAGCUUGAAGUAGCCGUGGGUCAACUCGAAUCCGAACGCGGGCGGCAUAGGUCUAUGAGUCCUGCUCGAUCUUUGAACGGACUCGGGCCAAGCACUCCCAUGCGCCCAGGAACACCAGGAAGCACGUCUACCCCUCGGGCCAUUCGCACUAAGAAUGGUCUUACUUUCACCCAGAUGUACACCGAAUACGAGCGCAUGCGUGAUAUUCUGGCCGCCGAGCAACGUACCAGCCAAGAAUUACGAACUGCCCUCGACGAGAUGAUGCAGGAACUUGAAUCAAGCAAGCCAGAGAUUGAUGAGCUACGUGCGGAUCAUGCCCGUCUAGAGGAAGCAAUCGUGGACAUGUCUGGUAUCUUGGAAGCUGCCGGAAAAGAACGAGACAGCGCCAUAAAGGAGUCGCGCAAAUGGCAGGGUCAGGUCGAGGGCCUCACCCGCGAAGGUGUUAUUCUUCGCCAGCAGCUUCGUGAUUUGAGCACUCAAGUCAAGGUUCUCGUUCUGGAAGUGGCUAUUACGAAGAAGGGUGAAGAUUAUGACCGUGAAGAACUUGAGAAGAUCGCUCGUAAUGAAAUCGAAGAUUCUGCCGCUGAAUUAAGCGAAACUGGCCGUUUCAUUACCCGGAACCUUACUGCUUUCAAGGAUCUCCACGAGCUUCAAGAGCAAAACAUCACUCUUCGACGCAUGAUUCGUGAACUGAGCGAUAAGCUGGAAGGUGAUGAAACUCGUGCCAAGGACGCAGUCCGACAACAAGAAGCCGAAGAACUUAAGGACCUCAGGAUUCGUGUGCAAACUUAUCGUGACGAGAUUGCCAACCUUCUUGCGCAAUCGAAGAGUUACGUUAAGGAGCGUGAUACCUUCCGUAGCAUGCUAACUCAUAGGCGGCAAACCAUUGGCGAGGCAUCAAUAUUUUCGCAGUCUGUUCCACUUGGUGCAGUUCCUGCAGGUGCCCCUGAUGGGCAGUCGAACAACAACACAGAUUACGCGGAACUGCUUCGCAAGUUGCAGGCGCACUUUGACUCAUAUCGUGAGGAGACAUCAACCGACCACACAGCUCUUCGACAGCAGGUUAAUGAGCUUUCGCGGAAGAACAGUGAACUGCAAAGCGAAAUCAGCCGUUCAAGCAGUCAACUUGCGGCUGCUACUCAACGUGCUGAACUUCUUCAGAACAAUUUCAGCAUGCUCAAGAGUGAGAACGGCGAUCUCCACAAGCGCUUUACUACUCUCUUUGAAAAUGCCAAUCGCCAGGAACUCCGUACACAACAAGCUGCCGAGGAUCUAGUCGAAGCCAAGGGCCUUGUUGAGAGUCUGCAGAGAGAGACUGCAAACCUGAAGGCCGAAAAAGAUCUUUGGAAAAGCAUUGAGAAACGCUUGGUUGAGGACUUGGAGAAUCUCCGAAAUGAGCGCAACCGACUUGACUCAUUGAAUGCAAACUUGCAAACUCUUCAGAACGAGCGUGAGCAUACUGAAGCCGAAAAUCGUCGCCGCCUUCAGUCCAGUGUUGAAUCCCUCGAAUCGGAGCUACAAUCGACUAAACGAAAGCUCAGUAACGAGGUCGAGGAUUCGAAGAAGGCAACUAUGCGCCGGGAGUAUGAACACCAACAGAGUCAGAAGCGUAUCGACGAUCUGGUUGCUAGCCUGGGCUCCGUACGGGAGGAAUUGGUCGCGAUAAAGACUACGCGCGAUCACCUUCAGUCCCGUGUUGAUGAACUUGCUGUUGAACUCAAGAGUGCCGAGGAACGUAUUCAGGUUCUUCAGUCACGCCCAGCUGUUUCUGCCGCUUGGACUGAUAUUCCUACUGUUGCCCAAAGCUCGGAAGAUUCCAGCGGGCUGACUAGAGAACAGGAACUCGCCAUUGAAGUGUCGGAACUCAAGCGUGACUUAGACCUAGCGAAGGGUGAACUUGCGCAUGCUAAAGAACGUGUUGAAGAAUACCAAGCCAUCAGCCAAUCCACAGAGGAGCGUAUGGAAUCUGAGUCUGAGACACAUGCACAAUACCGCGAUGAGACAGAUCUUCUUAUCGAAGAGAAGAACAAGACAAUCAAUGAUCUCGAGUCUCGGGUUGAAGAAAUCUCCGCUGAGCUUGCAGCUACAAACACAGAGGUUUCCAAGCUCCGCGACGAGCAAGGCGAAGCCACACGUCACGUCGAGGAGCAGAAAGCUAUCCUCCAGUCAGAAAUCACUCGAUUGAAGGAUGAGAAUGAGCGAUAUAUCACCACCGCCCAAUUCCACCAGGAUGACUUGAAAGCACAGGCUGAGAUCGCCCAGCACGCCCAGCAAAACUACGAGAGCGAGCUUGUGAAGCAUGCCGAGGCUGCAAAGAAUGUUCAGACUGUUCGUACUGAAGCUCAUCAGUUGAAACUUGAGGUGACUGAGCUCCGCGCCCAGUCAGAGAAUUACAAAAAAGAUCUGGCCCAAAAAGAGGAGAGCUGGGUCGAACAGCGUGCCAGAUACGAGGGCGAGCUCACCGAGUUGCAUAAGCGCCGGGAAGAAGUCAUUCAUCAAAACACUGUGCUUCACUCCCAACUUGAGAACAUUACCUCUCAGAUCUCAUCUCUACAACGUGAUCGUGCUGCCAAUUAUCAUGAAAACGAUGAACAGGAAGGCGAGCAAUCAGCACCAAACCUGGAGGGUCUUCAAGAAGUCAUCAAAUUCUUGCGUCGUGAGAAAGAGAUUGUGGAAGUUCAAUAUCAUCUUUCUACCCAAGAGGGCAAGCGACUUCGCCAGCAGCUAGACUACACUCAGGCACAACUGGACGAAACCCGUCUCAAACUUGAGCAGCAACGUCGUGCCGCUGCCGACAAUGAGCACAACACCCUCAACCACAACAAGCUCUUGGAAACCCUCAACGAGCUCAAUCUGUUCCGGGAGAGUAGUGUUACACUUCGCAACCAGGUGAAGCAGGCAGAAAGCGCUCUAGCUGAGAAGUCGGCUCGCGUGGAUGAAUUACUUCAACAAAUUGAGCCCCUUGAGACUCGAAUUCAUGAAUUGGAGAACAACUUGGAGGCCAAAGAUGGCGAGAUGCAAUUACUGCAGGCUGACCGGGACCGCUAUCAGCAGCGCAUUCAAAACAUUCUUCAGAAGUACGAUCGAGUCGAUCCAGCGGAGAUGGAAGGACUCAAAGAAAAGCUCAGUACUCUUGAAAAGGAGCGUGAUGAGGCCAAGUCUUCUGUGGAGACCCUUCAAACCAGCGCCACAGCCUUUGAAGAGCAAGCCAAAAACGCUGAGGCUCGUCUUAGUGAUCUCCGCAAUAAACUUACUGAACAGUUCAAGGCGCGAUCUAAGGAGCUUUCUUCGCAAAUCAGGGCUCAGAAACUGGAGCUCAGUGGGGUAGUGGAAGAGAAAGAGGCCAUUCAGGAAGAGCUCAAGGCAACUAAGAUCGAACUGGAGGGCUUGAAGGCGAAGUUUGCCAAUUCUUCCACUGGAGCAACUCCAGCACCCGUGAACUCGACACCUGCUUCCCAAUUCCCUGCUACGACAGCUCAAGUUGCCCCUGGUGACGAGCUGAAGAUCAAGCAGCUCGAGGAGAAAAUUCAGCAUCUCGAGGCCACCAUUGUUGAGAAGGAUGCUCUGUAUGCUGCAAAGGAUGCAGAACACGAAGCGAAAAUUAAGGAACAAGCGGUCCAGUUCCAAGAAACUUUGAAGGCUAAGAUGCUUGAGAUCAAUGCUGCUCGACAGGAGCAAGAGAAGGGACCUGCUGGUGAACAGCAUACUGUUGCUCCUAGUGCAGCUACCGAUCAAGUUCCCGCGACACCUUCCAAGACCGGUGUUACUUUACCCGAGCUGUCUGAUGCUCAGGUACGUGAGCUUGUCUCUAGGAGCGAGGUCGUCAAAAACAUUGUUCGCCAAAACAUCCGGACCAUGGUGGCAAGAGAGCGUGAAAAGGACAAGCAGGAGGCUCGGACUGCAAACGGUGACACAGCCACUUUGGAGGCCAAUUUCAAUCUAGAGAGAGAGGCUUUGAAAAAGAGUCACGAGGCAGAGCUGGGUGAGAAAGUCAAGUCUGCUGUUGAGCUUAAUGAUAAAAAGUAUGCCGCUCGGCUCAGUAUGAACGAAACUCGAUUCAAGUCUGCGCAAGCCAAGAUCGAGGUUGUUCAGAAGGCGGCUCAGGAGACUCCACAGCAGCCCGUUGUGGAAGUGUGGGAAAUUGCCAAGGCAGCAAAACCUGCUGCGGUUAGCAAGCCAGCCGCUUCGUCUUCCUCAGCACCAGCUCCAGCUGCAGUUCAACAGGUACCAGUCGCACCAGCUCCAGCGCCCACUCCAGCGCCCACUCCAGCCCCGGUUGCCACGGCCGUGGAGCAACCCGCUGCGAGUGGACAACAAGCUACCCAAUCUCAAUCUGCCCCAGUGACAAACAACAGUCCUUUUGGUCAGGUUCAGCAAAAUGAUCAGAACAAACCAGUCUCGUCGCUGCCCGUCAAGCCCCCGACUAGCAACGCACCGGGUAUGCUACGAGCUCUACAGUCCGGACUUCCAACGAGGGGAGGCCGCGGCGGCCGCGGUGGUCAACAAACCCAGUUAGGACAUGAGCAAGUCAACCAGCAGCUCCAAAAUCAACAGCAGUCGCAACAGGGCCAGGGUCAAGGCCAGGCUCAGCGUGGGUCAGGUCUUCCUCGAGGCCGCGGUGGACGUGGUGGCCAGGGCCGGGGACAGAACGUUGCCAAUGCGCAACAGCAAAACCAACACCAGAAUCAGAACCAAGCCAGCCCUACCAAUCGUGGAGGCCUAAAUGUCCAAGCUAAGCAAUUCGUGCCAGGGGGCAAACGAACUCGUGAGGAGGGCGAGGUUGCCCAGGAUGGCGGCAGUGCUGGAAAGCGGAUGCGCGGAGGAGGUCAAACUCGAGGAGCUUGA
Penicillium taxi is the source of this 5901-nucleotide messenger RNA. Its product is annotated as putative filament-forming protein (Tpr/p270). Lineage: Eukaryota; Fungi; Ascomycota; Eurotiomycetes; Eurotiales; Aspergillaceae. Gene Ontology annotation, cellular component: nuclear pore. Bases 1 to 5901 code for a protein of 1966 amino acids. The record is from RefSeq and is a predicted model, not a curated record. Gene Ontology annotation, molecular function: structural constituent of nuclear pore. The transcript is spliced from 2 exons. Gene Ontology annotation, biological process: protein import into nucleus; mRNA export from nucleus.